AUGUCGCGGCCGCCAUUGCCCGCCGCGCCGUUUCCCGCCAUUCGCUCCGUAAUUUACGAGCGACGCGGCCCGAGCCGACCGCUCGUCGGGAGCGGCCCGGGACCGAUUUAUGGCGCAAUUCCCACAAUGGCGGACCGCGCGGCGCUCGGACUAAGUCCCGUCGCGUCCGAAAUCGGACUUGUGUCGGCAAAGGCCGCGGGCCGACGCGACGCGGUCGAGUUUCUUCGCUCGUUUAAU
Iphiclides podalirius (scarce swallowtail) is the source of this 237-nucleotide messenger RNA. The record is from the annotation of a GenBank genome assembly. NCBI's taxonomy places the organism in Eukaryota, Metazoa, Arthropoda, Insecta, Lepidoptera, Papilionidae.